CCCGUAUUUAAACGAUUCUCAGUUUAUGUUAAUGUUGACGUGUACAUUAUAGAAUUCCGCCAACUUCUAUAAGUCGUGGCGAGGCGCGUCGCUAACUAAAUAUCUAAAUAGCUUAAAAUGCUUAACUUGCCAUGACAGGAUCUUAUUUGGCCUCAGAUACGGUUAAAUUAGUGUCAUGAGUAUGUAGCCUUAUAUAACUAGAUGCCUGGAAACCCAAUCAUAUGCUUAAAUCCUCAAAUAGUACAGAUGAACAAAGUGCACCCCUCGUGGAUUCUACCGAGAUCAAAGAAAAAAACUCUCGUUUGCGGCGAGACAAUUAUAAGCGAACAGUUGUCCUCUUCACCGUUAUGGGUGACCUAUGUCAGCCGAGAGGGGAUUGAUAAAAUGUCACGUGUUUCCAGAUGUCUAAUUGGAUAGUAAGUUCAACUCGCACUGUAUAAACUAUGAUCCUUUUGCCACAUUGUGUGAUUUAAUUGUAUGUCUGCGUUCUAUGUGAUGUUGGACAAGACAAUAAACAUUUUUCAUUGUUUUGUAGGC
Molecule: messenger RNA, 537 nt
Organism: Yamadazyma tenuis ATCC 10573
Lineage: Eukaryota; Fungi; Ascomycota; Pichiomycetes; Serinales; Debaryomycetaceae
Source: RefSeq, a predicted model, not a curated record